CCCAUAGUAUUCCUUUCCUUUAAAAAAAAGAAAUUAUUAGAGAGGUUGUGGAUUUGAGUCAUUCUUGUACCUGAGCUGCUGCUGCUCUGAACCUUACUCUUGUUUUCCGUUUGGGCUGUUUUCCCAUGGGGGCUUCCUCUCUAGCUCCUCCCCAGUGGGCCCUAACGUUUCCUACAUUCCAUCUCCGCCAACCCCAGAACCCUGCCUGUGCUGCCAUCUGGUCCUCCCCACCUGUUGGGCAAAUCGCUUCUUCAAUCCCUAGCUGCCUUCUCUGUAAGACAGGGUAACAGUAUCCACCUCAGGUGACCACUCUGGAGACCAGAUAAGGUAACACAUGAAGGACCCCACUGAGGAUGCUGAAUAAAGACAGCCCUGGCCGCGUCACCGCCGGUUCCGGAGGGCGCCGGGCUCCCGCUGGCCUGCACCCCCGCGGCGGUUUCCCGGGCCCCGCCCCCGCGCUCUGUGACGUCGGGGCCGCUCCUGCCUGGUUCUUCCCGGGUGCGCCCGCGCCCCGCCCGCUCUCCGUGGCGUCGGGCCCGUUAGAGGCUGCUUUGGUGCGAGGAACGCGGGCAGAUCUGCUGGGGCCAUGAGGAAGCUAGCUGCUGGCUUCCUUCUCGCACUCCUCAAGGUGCUGCUCCUGCUUCCCGCACCUGCCCCAGCUCAGGAUUCGGCCUCGAUCUCCACUCCAGGCAGCCCUCUCUCUCCCACCGAGUAUGAACGUUUCUUCGCACUGCUGACCCCAACCUGGAAGGCAGAGACUACCUGCCGUCUCCGUGCAACCCAUGGCUGCCGGAACCCCACACUCGUCCAGCUGGACCAGUAUGAAAACCACGGCUUGGUGCCCGAUGGUGCUGUCUGCUCCGACCUCCCUUAUGCUUCCUGGUUUGAGUCCUUCUGCCAGUUUACUCAGUACCGUUGUUCCAACCACAUCUACUAUGCCAAGAGAGUCCGAUGUUCCCAGCCGGUCUCAAUCCUCUCGCCUAGCACUUUCAAGGAGAUUGACUCAUCAGGCAAAGUAUUGCCCACCACGAUGACCUCUGCCAUGGCUCCCCAUGUCACAGCCACAGAGCGACAGAUCUUCCAGCCCUGGCCCGACAGGCUGAACAAUAAUGUGGAGGAGCUGCUGCAGUCCUCCUUGUCCCUGGGAGGUCAGGAGCAAGGACCGGAGCACAAGCUGGAGCACAAGCAGGAGGAGGGGCAAGAACACAAGCAGGAGGAGGGGCAGGAGCAAGAAAAGCAGGAGGAGGAGCAAGAAGAAGAGGGAAAGGAGGAAGGACAGGGGACAGAGGAGGGACUGGAUUCCUUGUCUGGGCUGCAGACAGACCCAGAGUCCAAUUUUCAGGUUGAAUCUUUGUCUUCCAACCCUUCCUCCUUCACCGCCCGGGUGCGGGAAGUAGAGUCUACCCCGAUGAUGAUAGAGAACAUCCAGGAACUCAUUCAUUCAGCUCAAGAAUUGGAUGAAAUUAAUGACAUGUUUGAUGAGGAAUCCUACUGGAAAAGCCAAAGCAGUGGCAGCCUCCUGGAGCUGCCGCACAUGGAGGCCUUGCUGAUCCUGUGCUAUUCGAUUGUGGAGAACAGCUGCUCCAUGAACCCCACUGCCAAGGCCUGGCAGCACUUUGAGGAGGAGGUCCUUGGCUUCGGGAAGUCGGUCUGUGACAGCCUCGGGAGGAGACACGUGCUUUCCUGUCCCUACUGUGACUUCUGCUCCCUGAAGCUGGAGCAGUGCUAUUCGGAGUCCAACCUGCAGCGGCAGCGUUGCGACAGCAGCCACAGGACAAACUUCCUCAGCCCCUUGCUCCUGUCCCAGACUUCCUCCAUCGGCACCCAGAUGAGUCCUAUGAGGUCGGGCCGCUUUUACGGGUUGGAUCUCUACGGCGGGCUCCGCAUAGACUUCUGGUGUGGCCGGCUCGCCACAAAGGGCUGUGAAGAUUCCCGAGUCGCCAGCUGGCUCCAGGCUGAGUUCCUCAGCUUCCAGGAUGGGGACUUCCCCACCAAGAUUUGUGACACCGACUUUGUCCAGUACCCGAACUACUGUUCCUUCAAAAGCCAGCAGUGUCUGAUGAGAAGCCAAGAACGGAAGGUGUCCCGCAUGAGGUGUCUGCAGAACGAGACUUACCAUGUGAUAACCCUGAGCAAAAGCGAGGAGUUGGUGCUUCGUUGGAACCAGGAGUUUAGCAGCCUGACUCUAGGCCAAGCCGGAUGACCUGGGUGCCAGCCUGUCCCCACCCCAGCCCGACCUUUCUGAGCCCUCUUAUCACUCCCAGAUCCCACCUGUCAGUUUGCUUCCAGGCUGCCCCUUCCAGUCUCUUGCCAGGCCCCUGCUCUCAUUCUCUUCAGGUUGGGGCAGCAGUGCUGAGAGGCCCCUGUUGGGGGCACCACCCACCUCAAGGCUGUCUUUAUAUAAAGUGUUUAUUUUCA
Messenger RNA from Choloepus didactylus (southern two-toed sloth), 2418 nucleotides. It is a transcript of the gene ACRBP, whose product is annotated as acrosin binding protein. The transcript is spliced from 10 exons. Gene Ontology annotation, cellular component: acrosomal vesicle; nucleus. Bases 587 to 2203 code for a protein of 538 amino acids. The record is from RefSeq and is a predicted model, not a curated record. Gene Ontology annotation, molecular function: protein binding. Lineage: Eukaryota; Metazoa; Chordata; Mammalia; Pilosa; Megalonychidae.